GUCGUUAUAAAUUGUUACCCAUGUUUCAUAAUCGUAUUCGUUUUUUUGCUGAUAUUCAAGCAGAGUUGUUAAUGGCAUACGCUCAAAGAAUUGAUUCUUCAGUGGAUGCAUUUGAAAAAAGUUUGAGUUACUCUUUUGUAAGAUCUGUUCCAAAUUCUGCAAAUUCGGAUGGAAAAUCACAUACUGGAAUUGAAGAUUUAAAAAGAUUAUGUCGAUGGCUUAAUAGUGCCGGCUUUGUUAGUCGAACAAUUAAAGAAUGGGGUGAAGAUGCUUUUUUCCUUGAACUAUGGCAUGAAGUCACUUUACGUGCAUCUCGUAAUACCAGUACUUCACCCUUGCCAUCACCUACCUCAUCCGAAAGUUCUGAUCAACUACAAGAGACAUCAUCUGUGUAUCAAGAAGAGCAGAUUACCGUUGACGAGGGAACAGUUUUUGAUGAUCCCGCAGGAUCAUUUGAUAGUUCUUGUGAAAAAAUUCAAUCAUUAAUAAUAAAAAAUGUAUCCAAAGGAUUCUUUAAUGGAUUGAAAGCAUAUUGCAGAAAAAAUACUUGGUCACGAUCUGACAUUUACAACAUUGAUCCUACUAUAAUAUCCCACCAACCAUUGUGCAAACAACCAGAGACAACUGCAACUUCAAAAGAUAAUAACGUCAAUAUAGAAAUUGAAUUAUCACCGGAGCUUUAUACACCAUUGUCAGAUUUGGCACAUUCUCUCACGUUUCUAUCCAACCACUUGCCUAUAAGAGUAUUUAAAUCUAUUUUCAAAGAAAUAUCUAAAGAAAUAGAGGAUUAUUUGUGGAAUCGAGUAUUAAUGAGAAAUCAGUUUUCUGAGAUGGGUGGCAGGCAAUUUGAAGUAGAUAUGAUUAAAGGAUUAUUCACAGUUGGAAAAAGAUGGGUUCAGAAACCAGAAAAUUAUUUUAGGAGAUUAAAAGACGUUUGCGUUCUUCUUACUAUACCUUCGUCUCAUCAGACGACAUCCGCUGCUAAACAAAAUAACUCUGCUCAACAAAAAACACUGAGCCAAAUUAUGCGUGUUUUAUUUGAUAAUGAUUUAGAAAUUACCGAAGUACAUAAAGUGCUUGAAAAUUUGAGUAUUUAUCAUCUAUCACCAGAAGAGGCUAGAGAUGUU
Ambispora leptoticha is the source of this 1127-nucleotide messenger RNA. The record is from the annotation of a GenBank genome assembly. Lineage: Eukaryota; Fungi; Glomeromycota; Glomeromycetes; Archaeosporales; Ambisporaceae.